Messenger RNA from Halteromyces radiatus, 730 nucleotides. Its product is annotated as Acireductone dioxygenase ARD family. Gene Ontology annotation, molecular function: acireductone dioxygenase [iron(II)-requiring] activity. The record is from RefSeq and is a predicted model, not a curated record. The transcript has 5 exons. Lineage: Eukaryota; Fungi; Mucoromycota; Mucoromycetes; Mucorales; Cunninghamellaceae. The coding region runs from base 111 to 644 and encodes 177 amino acids.
UUUUUUUUUGUGCAUAGAGUGUUUUUUUUUUUUUCCCCUUUCCCUUAUCCUCCCCACUCCUCUUUGUUUUUUUUUUAUCCCUUUCGACACUCUUGCAUUAGUUUAGUAAUAUGCGUGCUUAUAUUUUUGAAAACUCUAACCUUGAUCAACGUGAACCUCAUGAUAGUGGAGUUGAAGCAACACUCGAUGAUUUGAAGGACAUUGGUAUACUUUAUUGGAAAUUCGAUGGACCUGAUGCUUUACAACAAAUUGAUGCCUUGGCUACUGAACGAAACUAUAAAAACAGAGACCAAAUUACUGUAUCCCCUGAUGCCUUGGGAGAUGUUUAUGAAGAUAAAGUCAAGACCUUCUUUGCUGAACACCUUCAUGAAGAUGAGGAAAUCAGAUAUAUUCUCGAUGGCACUGGUUAUUUCGAUGUUCGAGAUAAGAACGAUGUAUGGAUUCGUAUUGCUAUGGAAAAGGGUGAUAUGAUUAUCUUGCCUGCUGGGAUCUAUCACCGGUUUACCACUGACAGUAACAAUUAUCUUACAGCUAUGCGAUUAUUCAAAGAAGACCCUCUUUGGACUCCUAUCAACCGUCCUUUGGCUGACGAUAACCAAUACCGUUUGAAUUAUUUAAACACCUUCAAUAUCACUGCGCCGUAGUUUUACUAUUACCCUGUCUUUUAGUCCUCUUGUUUUUAGGAUAUCUAUAUUGAAUUGAAUAAACUCUUUGGAGAUUGUCAACAUUG